AUGAACAGGCUGCUGCUGCUGCUGCUGCAGUUGCUGCUGCUGCUGCAGCUGCUGCUGUGGCUGCAGGUGCUGCUGCAGCUGCUGCUCUUGCCGCUUCUUCUGGAGUCUCCGCCAUGCUUGUAUGGCACCCUCUAUUCGCGAGUCCAAGACUGCGUUGGGGAGCAGCAGAAGCAGCAGCAGCAGCAGCAACAGCAGCAGCAGCAGCAAGACAGGCAGCAGCAGCAGCAGCAGCGGCAGAAGCGAGACCAGCAGCAGCGGAGCCCCGACGGGCAGACACAGAGCCAGCAGCAGCACAGCAGCAGCUUGCUGCAGUCGCGGGCCGUCGUAAGACAUUCGCUGGAUCUUCUGGGAAUCGGCGCUGCUGCUGCUUGUGCUGUUGCUGCUGCUGCUGCUGCAGCAGAGCCACGACCACGAACAGCAGCACCAACAGCAGCGGCAGCAGCAAGGCAGAAGCUGCCGGCAGGCUUUCCGCUGCAAAUUCGCUUGGCAUUCCGUCCGAGAGAGCAGCAGCAGCAGCAGCAGCAGCAGCACCAGCACCAGCAGGGGUGGAGGCCCGCAAAGCACGCUGCAGCAGUCACAGCAGCAGAUGCAGCAGCAGCAGCAAGAGCUGCUGAGAGCCGUGUUAAGGCCUUCCUGGGUGCUGCUGCUGCUGCUGCUACUGCCACGGCUGCACUGGCCGCUGUUGUGAGUGUUGCAGCAGAACGCAAGAGGCAGCAGCAGCAGCAGCUGCUGCUGCUGCUGCCCCAUUUGCUGCGUUCUCUCGCUGCUGGGGGCCCUCUGCUGCUGCUGCGCUCUCCCUACAUCGAAGCAGCUCGAGUGUACAGACAGCCCCCGCUGUCGGAGCUGCUCGCGCUUGUGUGCUUGCUGUCUGACUUGUUAGUCCAGCAACAGCAGCAGCAACAGAGGAAGCAGCAGCAGAGGCGGGGCAGCAGCAGCAGUGCUGGUGACUCGCAGUUUCCAGCUGAUGACGGGGAUGGUUUGUUCGCUGCUGCUGCUGCUGCAGGGGCAGCAGCGCCUGCUGCUACUGA
Eimeria tenella is the source of this 1028-nucleotide messenger RNA. RefSeq lists its product as uncharacterized. The transcript is spliced from 3 exons. The record is from RefSeq and is a predicted model, not a curated record. The annotation marks the transcript as partial. Lineage: Eukaryota; Apicomplexa; Conoidasida; Eucoccidiorida; Eimeriidae.